AUGUUGGAGCUGCAGCAGAAGCUGGAGGAGGUGAAGGACGAGGUCGCCAAGCAGCAGGGGGGGGGUGGCACUGCUGGCACUGCUGGCACUGUCUUCACAGGGCGCAGCGUGCGGGCGGCACUGGAGCGCCUGCACAGCUGGAAGUUCCAAAGCGUGCCGCCCGACAGGCAUGCGGGCAAGGGCGAGGCGGGGGAGAGCAGCCCUGCAGUGACGCGUGCGUGGGACAUGCUCAUGGCUGAGCUGGCGUCCACGCUGGCGUCCGCCAUGCGCCACGUCAUCACGCCGUCCACAGCUGCUGGCGCGUACCACUUCUACGAGCGCGUGUCCUUCCACCUCUACAUCAUCUCCCACCAGGCGUACUACGAGAGGCGCCACACGCCACAGUACGUGGAGGACUUCAAGACCGAGGUGCAGAAGCUCUGCCUGCCGGGCCAGCGCUUCCAGUUCUCCACCUACCGGCUGUCAGUGGCAGAAGACGCGGCCCUGGCAACGGCCUUCUCCGCCUCGCUGCGCGCCGCCGUGCUGCCCACCGCGUCCGCGGCUGGCAACGUGUCAGCGGGGGGGCGCGUGCAGCUGUACCUGGACUCGCACGUGCUGCAGCACCAGCUGCGGUCACUGGGGGACGACAGCCUGCAGCGAUUGAAGCGCACGCGGGGGGAGCGCGCCCAGCUGGACGUGCCGGUGUUCUUCUUCGCCAUCGCGUCAGACCCCAUCCUCAUCGACCAAUCGCUGCUCGCCAAGUCACUGCCCGACAUGGUGCUCUCAGUACAGCUGCCGCACCGCCACUGGCCCACCGGCGUCGCCUGCAACGGCAAAGAGAUGCACGUCGACCUGCGUGACCCACUGGCGGCAGUGCUAGCGGCCACAAUGGAGCACCUGGCGGGGCUGCUGCCAGCUCACAUAUCCUUCUCCGCCGCCCACUCCGCUGUCGUUCAGGACUGGCGGUGGGCGGCAGGGGGCCAUCCCUUGGCAGCCAUAGGCGGGGGCCUGCUGGGCGGGGGAGGGGCGAGCAGCGCUCACAUCUCGGAGGUGCAGCGGGAUGCCAUGGCGCGGUCGUUGGUUGUGACGGCGCUGGACGAGGCCGUGGCCACUGUCAACCGUGCCGUUGCACACCUCACUGCUGAGACCACCCGAUGCUGUUGCUCUCCCCGCACUCCUGCUGCCUUCGGAGGCACCGUCAUUUCCCGUCCUUGUUCUUGCAUGGUGUCACCCGUUUCUCAUCCGCGCUCCUUCAUUCUCACCUCCACUACACUCAUGGCUACUGUCUUAUACGGUCCAUACCCCUCUCCCCAUGCCCUCCCUCCCAUCCAAUCAGACGAGGACACAUAUGCGGUGUUCAAGCGGUGGGAGCGGCAGCUAGCGGGGCAGUACAAUGCGGUGGUGGAGGGGUGGCGGCGAGUGGCGGCAGCAGUGGAGGCCAUGGACUAUGGGGGCGCGCUGCACCUGCUGCCAGGCAUUGAGACCGCUGCUGCAAGGUGGGAGGGGGAGGUGCGGGAGGUGGUGGCGCUGCUGCACCCGGCUCGCUGCACCAAGCAGCGGCGCCUGCAGGUGGGGCGAGGAGGGCUGCUGCCGCUGCUCUGCUGCCUGUCCGUGCUGUUGCUGCUGCUGCUCUGUGUGCUGCUGCGCAAGAGGAAGAUCAAACCGAAGGUCAACUAG
Closterium sp. Naga37s-1 is the source of this 1656-nucleotide messenger RNA. The record is from the annotation of a GenBank genome assembly. NCBI's taxonomy places the organism in Eukaryota, Viridiplantae, Streptophyta, Zygnematophyceae, Desmidiales, Closteriaceae.